AGGAGCAGACCCAGGCGCCCGCCAUGUGCGGGAUCUUCUGUGCGGUGGUGCCGCACGACCCCGCGAUCCCUCGACCCGAUCCCCUGCCCGACCGAUUGACCCGGGACCUUUUGGAGGGGCGGGGGCCCGACCUUGGCGGGCAGCUGACGGUGGUGGCGACGCCUGACGACGCCGGCGCCGGGACGGGCGCCAGCUUCGAGCUGCGGUUUCUGGCACGAGUACUGCACCUGCGGGGCGACUCGCCCGAGCCGCAGCCGGCGGUGGACGCUCGGGGAAACGUGCUGCUGUGGAACGGCGAGGUGUUUGGGGGGCUUGAGGUGCCCCCCGGAGAGAGCGACACGAGCGUAGUGCUGCGAGCGCUGGCUGGUGACGGUGGCGACAGUGGCAGCGAUGGCGUCGACAGUGCCAUCGUCUCCACGCUGAGCCUCGUACGGGGCCCCUGGGCGCUGCUCUACUACCAGCGUGCCAGCCGAUGCCUCUGGUUCGGCAGAGACUGCUUCGGUCGCCGCAGCCUCCUGUGGCUGUUCCCGGAGGCUGGUGAUGCUGGUGAUGGCGGUGGUAGUGGCGGUGGUGGUGGCACGGUGGAUCCUCGCUGGUUUGCCAUCAGCUCCGUGGCAUCACAGCAGGUGCCUGCCGGUGCACGGUGGUCAGAAGUUCCAGCUGAUGGAGUCUACAAGGUGCAUCUGGGGAGUGGUGGUAGCGGUGGUAGUUGCCUCCAUGUUGAGUGGUUUCCCUGGCGCUGGAGCCCACCGGAGUUGGCUCCACCAUCUGGCGUGGAUGGAGCUGCCAGAACGACACCCGACACCCAGGACGACUCCUGCCACUGUCACUCGGGAUCCCCUCUCGACACGACCCCCCGUCCAUUGGGAGGGACGAGAGGAGAGACUCCGACCGAAGAGGAUGGAAGAGCGGAGGAGUUGCCGCCGUUCUUCUGUGUGACAAAGAGCAAAGCUUACCCGGGACUUCGCUCAUUUGUGCCACCCAUGAACAUGAGCGUGCCGCAGUCCCCGAGCGCCCACCCUCAGGGCCCACACCCUCAGGCCCCCCACCCCCAGAGCCCCCACCCCCAGGACCCCCACCCUCAGGGCCCCCAUCCUCACGGUCCCGGCCCGCUAGGCCCCGACGUGAUCUCGGAGCGCAUGGUGGCCGCUCGGCAGUUGGUGGAGGCUCUGGAUGAGGCCGUGCGUGUGCGAUGCAUCCCAGAGAAUUGUGGCGGCGGUAGCGGCAGCAGCGGAGCAGGAGAAGGCGGCGUUGGCGUUGGCGACGGCAGCACUGACGAUGGCGGGGGCGCGGGUAACGCCGGUGGUAGCACCAGCGGCUAUGGCGGAAAUGGUGGUAGCAUUGCCGGUGAGGCUUCGGUGGCCGUGCUCUUCUCGGGCGGGCUCGACUGCAUGGUGCUAGCGGCGCUGGCUCACCGCCACGUCCCGGCCCAUGAGCCCAUCGACCUCCUGAAUGUCGCUUUCGAGUGCCGGCGACGGCCGCUGGGCGGUGCGGUGGCUUCCGGUAUCGGCAGGCGCCAUCGAGGCCACGGGAAGAACUCGCGGAAGCCGGCGGGGGCACGGAAAGGCGACCCUCCAAAGAGGGGGGCGCCAGCUGCUCAGGUGGCGAAGGAUGAGCGCAGCAAUGGAGACGGGAGUGCAGCACCGCCGGCGGAGAGUGGGGCUGGUGAAGAGGAGGUGGAGAUUGGAGGGCGGGACGGAGGACCGUUUGAUGUUCCUGACAGGCUAAGUGCACGAGCGGGGCUGGAGGAGCUGCGGACGCUGUUUCCCCACCGCCGCUGGCGCCUGAUCGGGGUGGACGUGCGUGCAGAUGAGCUGGCGUCCGCCCGCGCUCGCCGCAUCGCCCACCUCGUCCACCCGGCGCGCUCCGUGCUGGACGACGCGCUGGGAUGCGCCCUGUGGUUCGCCGCACGCGGUCGCGGAGAGCUCCUCCUUGAUGAGGGGGACUGGGAGGGAACAACCGCGAGUGAGCCGGGGUCACCGCCGCCAGGGUCACCGCCGCCAGGGUCCACCACCACCGCCGCCGCCGCCGUCACGAUGCCCGCUGGACCGGAGCUGUUUGUGAGUCGAGCCAAGGUUUUGCUGAGCGGUCUCGGCGCGGACGAGCAACUCGCUGGAUACUCACGGCACGCAGCACGGUUCCGGCAGGGAGGCUGGAGCGCCCUGGCCGCCGAACUGCGCGCCGAGUUGGGCCGCAUCGGACGCCGGAACCUCGGGCGGGACGACCGCGUCACGGCCGAUCACGGCAAGGAGGCCCGGUUCCCGUACCUGGACGAGGCCGUGGUGUCCCAGCUCUCGGCGUUGCCGGCGCACGUGAAAGCCGAGCCCGGCGCGGCGCGCGGCACGGGCGACAAGCUGCUGCUGCGCCAGGCGGCGCUCGUGCACCUCGGCCUGGCCGAGGCCUCCGCUCGGCCCAAGCGCGCCCUGCAGUUCGGCUCUCGCAUUGCGCACAUGGAGGGGGGCGGCGGUGGCAGCGGCGGCGGCCCAAGGGAGCGUGGGUCCGAUUCCUGCUCGCGGCUGGUGCAGCAGCACCACCCCUCUCCUGAGUGCGUCUGAUGGGAGGAGACGCGGUGGCUGCGCGUUUGCUGUGCAUGAGUGUAAAGCGUUUUAAGGGGGGGAUGGUGGUUGUGUUUGGGCAGGGGGGGACGUGGUGGCGUCUGUGCUUGACAAUGGAGGCAGUUGUGUUUCAAAAUGUUGAUAGUGUUUUAGUGAGACUGAGAAAUGUCACUCUGAAAUGGCCGGCCAUCUGGCCGUCUGGUGGGGUGUUUGAUGGGGGUGGCUAUUUCUUGGGGGGGGGGGGGGCCUGACGGCUGCGUGCAAGAGUUAAAAAUACUGCUUUGUAUGAGAGAUACAGCUGUCUCAAAGUGAUGGCUGCAAACGACAAUAAAUAAUAAUCCCAUAAUGUGAGAGGAAAUGUUUGCCUUUAUAACCACGUGAGAGACAACAUUCUCUUUGCAAGGAAGACCAGGGAUGAAAAGCAAUGGAUGUUACAGAAAUAUCUCAAUAAAAGGGAACGUAGAUGAAUCCAACGUUUCUUGAGUUUCAUAAAAGGCAAAAAUGUGUACAAGAAUGAAAGCUGAUAAACAGAUCAGGGCUGGCACUAGAGGGGUCCACAUUUAUAAUUGUGCGUUUAGAGCUAUCAUUUCCGGCCAGGUAACUUCUGAAAGAGAGCUACUUGGUUCAGUGGGUACCUUACCAGGUGAAAUAAAUAAAAAAUAGUUUAGGUGCUGGGGUAGGUCCUGCAUCACCAAAUAUCGCUGCUUUGACCUUUCUCGUGGCUAGAGGUCUUCGCAAAGGUUAGCCAAGUGUCGCAGUCUUGCGAACCAACAAAUCCUAUCUUCGCUCACCUGCACACGAGCCGAUGUCAUAGCUCCCAUCUCUGGGUGGAUGACUUCCCGGGAGCGUUCCUUCCUUUGCCUGCCACUACACCGUUAGUCUCAACUCCUUCCCGACCAUCUCUUCGGGCGACGUUUUGGUUCAGCACGCACGCACGCAAGUUGGGAAUGAAGGUCACGAAUAAGCAAUGGGAAUUCAGAACUUGAGGAUUUCAUCUUCUAUACGCAGAUACGAGGAUUGGCCAGCUGGUGGCGUGAGAUGCCCAGUGGCGCGGUGAGACGACUAAAGGCAGUGGAUUUUUGUUGUAACCAGUUUCUAACCAAUGAUUCAAAACGCCAAGCCACCAGCAUUCACGCAGCACCGUCAGUGAUGCAACAAGUUAACAUGAUUUGGGUUUUUUUUUUAUUGACCAGUGUUGUGAGAAAGUGUCGUAACUUGCUGGAUGUACUCUCCAGCUAAAUGCCGUGUCCAUUUAAAUGUUGUGAAAUUACAUUAGAGCAGUUUUCUUCACCAGUUUUCAGAGUGGGUUUUCGGGGGUGGGGGGGGGGGGUCACUUUCGCCGAUAAGACAUCAUCAGUGUCAGGGCCGAUACACAUUUGAAGCCAUUUUUGGGUUUGACAGCAGCACGAUGAUAUUUUAAUACACAAUGGACAGGAACGACGAGUACACAGGGCUCGCAUAAUGCGCCUUGACUCAGAAGCGUGGUCAUCACAUCUACGCCUCUAAGCAA
Petromyzon marinus (sea lamprey) is the source of this 4065-nucleotide messenger RNA. RefSeq names its product asparagine synthetase domain containing 1 (gene ASNSD1). NCBI's taxonomy places the organism in Eukaryota, Metazoa, Chordata, Hyperoartia, Petromyzontiformes, Petromyzontidae. The record is from RefSeq and is a predicted model, not a curated record. Gene Ontology annotation, molecular function: asparagine synthase (glutamine-hydrolyzing) activity.